Molecule: messenger RNA, 921 nt
Organism: Miscanthus lutarioriparius
Lineage: Eukaryota; Viridiplantae; Streptophyta; Magnoliopsida; Poales; Poaceae
Source: the annotation of a GenBank genome assembly
AUGCACCUUGUCAAUCCAAUCACUUGUGAACAAAUCACACUGCCUUCUGUGAUCACUUUUGAGCAAGUGGCACCCAUCUAUGACAGUACUGGUGUGAUAUGUAAGUAUCAUUACUACUCAAUGAGCGACAACACCAGGUCAGUUACUAGACCGCCAGUGACACUUGCUCUUUGGCAGCUGAGGUACCAUUUGCAUCAUAAGGCACUUUUGUUUUAUGAUGAUGCAUCUGUAGGAAGCUACAUUGUAGCGUUCAUCCACAAUCCAGGUGGUCAGAUUGCAUUUGCUAGGUUAGGUGAUGAGAAGUGGACACGGCUGCCAUCUCACAAAUAUUUUCAGGACUGUAUCUACAAGGAUGGUCUACUAUAUGCAGUGACAUCUUUUGGUAAAAUUAUCGCCUUCGAUCUUAGCGGGCCUAUGGUCACGAUGAAGAUAAUUGUGGACAGGGUAAAUAAUUUUUCUGGUAUGGAAAGGUUUUACAUUGUUCAGGCUCCAUGGGGUGAUCUGCUGCAAGUGCGGAGACCAGAAGUAGGGAUAAAAGAAGAGGCGGAUGGGCAUCAGCACCAAGCGACAUUUGAGAACAAAAUCAAGUGGAUGGAGAUAUAUAAAGUCUGUGCUGUGACAAGAAAACUAGUGCAGAUAAAUAACCUGGGUGAUCAUGUAUUGUUUCUCCGGAGUAACCAGUCACUGUGUUGCCGUGCUAAGGAAUAUCCACAGCUGAAACCAAAUCAUGUCUACUUCACUGAUGAUGUUAGCUGUGUAGAAUUCACCUGCAAGCGGGGCUACCGACUAAACAUUGGAGUCCUUGACUUUGGAAGCAAGCGCAUGGAAGAAAUCAUAUUCCCUCGGCCUUGGUCGAAUUGCCUGGCACCGUUGUUCAUCAUACCAAAUCCCAGGAAGAUGGAUUUGGCAUUGCAUAUUUAG